Messenger RNA from Cuscuta epithymum, 2125 nucleotides. The record is from the annotation of a GenBank genome assembly. Lineage: Eukaryota; Viridiplantae; Streptophyta; Magnoliopsida; Solanales; Convolvulaceae.
GAUCAGGUCUCCCGCUCCGCUAUAUUGGAGGAAUCUAAAACCCCAUUUUCAUUUCUGCUUGCGCGCUUCUUCCUUUCUCUAAUUCUCUCUCAGAAACAAAACCCACAGACAGAUCAAGAAGAUUUCCGACCGUUUGAAAUCGGACCGUUGGCAAUCCGCAGGUUGUUACAACUCCAUCACAAGACAGAGUGGCCGGCCGGAGUUCAAGAUCGGAAAUCUGGUUUUGAAGCUUACCGGAGCUCGUCAACGUCGACGCACGCCCUUUUCCUGACGAAAGAGAACCCAGACAGACAGAGAGGUUUUGAAGGCGAUCGAAGCUAGUCAACGUCUACACUCUGACACAGGCUUAGUUCCUGCGGUUGUGAAGGAGUACUAUGUUCGGUGUUGCGGGAACAACAAUUUCGGCACUGUGUUCUCUUUAUGCACAACAUGGGAGACCCAGGGCAUGGAAUAUGUGCAGGCAUUGUGACAAAAAGUUGCUUUGAUUCCAAUACCAUGCCAAGGCAUCGAACAUUGCAAAGUUCCUAACUUUAGCAGAACCUCUUUAUACAGGAGAUACUACAAAGAUCAGGCUUUGUGUAGUAGGGUUUAGACCAAUACUAGUACACUUAAGAUACUCUGUCCUCACAAUCUGAGAUUGGACUUUCUCGUCAGUCCUUAAAUUCUUCUUGAUGGUUCAGCAUCUCCGCCAGAAGGUUAAGGCCAUCUUCAUCCAAAUUAGGGACAGCAGAUGAACGCCAUUCCUUUGAGCAAGUAAAGGAGACUCUUAACCGUUUUAGGAUUUAAUGGAAGUCAAAGUUGUCUCAUUACAUCUGGAUCUCAUCUCAAGUCUCCUUGUUCUUCAAUGAUGGUGACAUAGCAGCAUUGCAAGAAAUCAGAAUUGUUCUGAAGAUGCUCAUUGAAGUGGCUGGGAUUAAGAAGUAAUCUGCUUCAACAAUAUUGGUGUAGUUACCUGAUUUCUUGCAAUGCCGCUAUGUCACCAUUGUACAAGGAGACUUGAGAUCCAGAGGCCAGAGGCAAGUAAUCAAGAAAACAGGUAGCCGCAUAAAUGAAAGUGUCACGAUACUAAAUAACAGGACCGGUUUAUUACAUAGAAAACAGAGCAUCAGAUAUGGUGGAGUCUUGAACUAGAAAAACAGAGCAUCGGUUUAUUACAUCUAAAUGAUUUCUUCUGGCGGAGAUACUGCAGUAUGACCACCAUCAAGAAGAAUUUCAGGAAAGAAAGCUAUGAAGCAAGUCGAGUCUGUAGAGUGGAAGGCAACAAAUAAACUUUUAUUAAUUAUUAUAGUAUUGAAUGAGCUGAAAUCCUUUACUCAAAUUAGAAUAUUUCUUCACAGUUGGGGUUCUCAACAUAAUUUUAUUAUCCAGAUCUUUUUGUGUUUUUUUCAAGUGACUUAUUUUCAAGUGCUUGAAGUCACUUGGAGGGAUUUUGUUAUUUUUUGUGCAAAAUUGUUCUGAAGAUUGGGCCGGGACGAUACUAGACAAGCACAGAUUGUCAUUAGGAAUCAAUUGUUAAUAAAGGGUGAAAAUGUCGACCGAAGAAGUAAGUUGCUUCAACAAUAUUGGCGUAGUAAUACAUACCUGGUUUCUGGCAAUGUUGCUAUGUCACCAUUGCCGUACAAGGAGACUUGAGACAACUUUGACUUCCAUUAAAUCCAGAUUAAUAGUAAGCAAGAAAAAGUAGCAUGAAUGCGAUGGGUAGCACUCCAGAAAUGCACAUAGAAAAUAGAGCAUCCGUUCACCUGAAAAGAUUUAUCCGACUGGAUGGAGAAAACAUCCACCCCAAAACUGUCCUCCUCAAAGGAGUUUGCAGGACUGAACCCAUGCAAAAAGCCUGAUCAAAGUACCUCCUGCAGACAUGUCAACGAAAGCAUAAAUCGGUACUGCCCAUUCUUCACUUGGAUAUCAAAAAAUCAGGGAAACAAGAGUCAUUCAGUAAGCCCGUUCUGGACUCGGACAUGUAUUGCAAUUGAAAAAGAAGGGAAAUUUACCCCGUGUUGUGCAUACAGACAACACAGUGCCGAAAAUGUUGUUCUCGGCAAGGUUGGAAGUCUUACUACAUGCUCUAUUUGCAAGAUUUGUGGCACUGCGGGGAAAGGUUGCAAGUGCUGCCAUAACACCGACC